AUUUGUUGGAAUGAACUUUGACUAUUUUUUCACACAAACUAAUUAUAUACACGUUUAUUUGUUUACUUUGUCUCUAUAGGAACUCUGAAUUUGUCGUAUACUAUAUGUGAAGGAUCUGAGACAAGUUUGGUUUCCUGUUCAUGAGGAUCCCUUUGUUUUCUGUAGUUUGAAGUGCAUACAGCAGUAGUCGUUGGAACUUUUUCCUCCUGGUUAAUCUAUUUCUGAUAAGUGCUUGUUAGAUUUUAUUUAUUUAUUUAUUUUGGUUAAGAAGUGCUUAUUAGAAUCUGUUUUGCUGCCAGAAAUAUUGAGAUUCCGUGUCAAGUUUCACAGCAAAGUUUGGCAAUGGGAUUUCUGGAUCUGUUUGUUGUGGCAGUGAUGCCAGUUCUAGAAGUAUUAUUGGUAGCCGGUGUUGGCUUGUUUUUUGCUAUGGAUCGCAUAAAUCUCUUGGGGCCAGAGGCAAGGAACUACUUGAACAAAAUUGUAUUCUAUCUGUUUGCUCCUUCCCUUGUAUUCAGCAACUUGGCAGAGACUAUCACUUUCCAAAGUUUGGUUACUUUGUGGUUCAUGCCAGUGAAUAUUUUUCUAACAUUCAUUAUUGGCUCAGUACUUGGUUGGAUUCUAAUAAAAAUCACUAAAACUCCUGAACACAUUCGAGGAAUUGUCAUCGGUUGUUGUUCUGCAGGAAACUUGGGAAACUUGCUUCUCAUUAUAGUUCCAGCUGUAUGUGAUGAGUCGAAUAAUCCAUUUGGAGAAUCUUGCUCUACAUAUGCUGAGACUUACGCUUCACUGUCUAUGGCGAUAGGAGCCAUUUUUAUAUGGUCAUACACAUAUCCUUUAGUGGGUGCUUAUGCUAGUGAGAACAUGGACCAUAGCUCUUCUAUCACCAUCAACUCUUCCGAAGGGGCACCUGAAACAUUUUCAAAAAGCAGCACGGAAGCACUACUACCUUCAAGGGAUUGCAAUGAUUCCGAAGAUUAUUCAGGGCAAGGUGAACUGCCUCUAACCAACUCUGACGAGAGAACAAAGGUGCCAAUUGUGAAGAAGACUGUUCAGCGCAUCAAAAUUAUUAUGAGGAAGAUCGACCUGAAAAAGGCGUUUGCACCAUCAGCCAUUGCAGCGGUUGUCGGGUUUAUCGUCGGGACAAUCACACCAAUCAGAAAAGUACUAAUUGGUGAUAGUGCUCCUCUUCAUGUAAUUGAUAAUUCUGCAUCUUUAAUGGGGGAGGCAGGCAUUCCAUGUUUGACCUUGAUAAUGGGGGCAAACCUUCUCAAAGGUCUGAAAAGAUCAGAGGUGAGCCUGUGGGUAAUUAUAGGGAUUAUUGCAGUGAGGAACAUAUUCUUGCCUCUACUUGGGAUUGGUGUUGUGAAAGCUGCAUACCUUUUCGGCUUGGUUGGAUCAGAUUCCUUGUAUCAAUUUGUUCUUAUGCUUCAGUAUGCUGUUCCAUCGGCAAUGAGUGUAGGUACAAUGACGCAAUUAUUUCAGCGUGGUCAGGUUGAAACCUCUGUGAUUAUGCUAUGGAGUUACGCUGUAUCUUCAAUCUCCCUCACUCUUUGGUCAACAUUAUUCAUGUGGCUUCUGCCUUGAUUUGUUGUUCAAAUUCAUUUUGUCUCCAGCUUUAGUAAAAAAUCAUGCCACCGUAAAAGUUCCAUGAAGGUCAAAGCAUUUACGAAGAGAUUUUCUACAGAGCUCCAGACAAUUUUUUUGUCUAUCGACCUGACAAGGUUGUUUAAUAACGUUGACGUGGAAACCUAUGUAGACGAAAACAUG
Messenger RNA from Durio zibethinus, 1767 nucleotides. Lineage: Eukaryota; Viridiplantae; Streptophyta; Magnoliopsida; Malvales; Malvaceae. The record is from RefSeq and is a predicted model, not a curated record.